Saccostrea cuccullata (small rock oyster) is the source of this 529-nucleotide messenger RNA. RefSeq lists its product as uncharacterized. The transcript has 2 exons. The coding region runs from base 11 to 529 and encodes 172 amino acids. Lineage: Eukaryota; Metazoa; Mollusca; Bivalvia; Ostreida; Ostreidae. Gene Ontology annotation, molecular function: metalloendopeptidase activity; zinc ion binding. The record is from RefSeq and is a predicted model, not a curated record.
AUGGCUUUUCAUGAAAAAGUCUGCAACGGAUUCAACAAGUACUGCAACUAUUCGUGAGAUUUCAACAAGAUCCUCCACGGCCUGUGUACAGGAGUGUUUGGGAAACGCCUACUGUGUUGGAGUAAUCUACAACAGGAACUCUAUGAAAUGUCAUCUUCAAACACGAUCCAAUUCUGCUGCCGUUGUAAAGCUAGAAACAGAUUCUGUUUUUUAUGAUGUGCAAUUUGAAAACAGUGUGAGAAAAAUAAAUCCAGCUAGCUGUUCGGAGAUAAAGAAAUGUUCCUCAUCUUCCACUGACGGAGAGUUCUGGGUGUUUCCCGAUACAUAUGACCGACAGACGGCCAUUAAGACGUACUGUGAGGGUAUGACGUCACCGGAAACAGCUUCUGAGUAUAUCACUCUACAUUAUGACAACUACUCUAUUCGGCGCGAUUUGAACCAUGGCAGUAGAUGUUACACAAAAAAUACAAAAAAUUUGAUGAGAACCACAUUUUCCAAAGUAAAAAUAAACGUUGAGGCAAGUGUGUAA